GCUUGUUCCUGACCCCCAUCUCCUCCCCAUCUCCCGUCUCUCGAGAUCCGACUCUGCGAGUCUUGCACGCAGUACAGCGAAAGACAAAUCUACCGACAUUUCCCCCCCCCGUGCCGUACCUGCCUCGCACAGUCCAGAAUCGACGAAGCCGGAGCUUAUACGCGUUGACCAUCGGGUCUUCUCUCAUUUCUGCCUCUCAUUUAUAAGACCACACAAUUGAGGAUACGACCAGAACUACGACCACCAUGUCAUCGUCAUCAGCAGCGGCAGCCAGCAUGAACUAUAUCCAGCUCGAGAAAUUGGGCGAGGGGACGUACGCCACUGUAUACAAGGGCCGUUCUCGAACCACGAAUGAGAUCGUGGCGCUCAAGGAGAUACACCUCGACGCAGAAGAAGGAACGCCGUCUACCGCCAUCCGCGAGAUCUCCCUCAUGAAGGAGCUUAAGCACGUCAACAUUGUCCGCCUAUACGACGUGAUCCACACCGAGACCAAGCUCACGCUCAUCUUCGAGUUUUGCGACGGCGAUCUCAAGCGGCACAUGGACCAGCACGGUGACCGCGGCGCGCUUCGCCCCGACGUUGUCCGUUCUUUCAUGUACCAGCUCCUCAAGGGCACUGCCUUCUGCCACGAGAACCAAGUCUUACAUCGCGAUCUCAAGCCGCAAAACCUGCUCAUCAACUCGAAGGGCGAGCUCAAGCUGGGUGACUUCGGUCUUGCCCGCGCGUUCGGUGUCCCAGUGAACACGUUUUCGAACGAGGUCGUGACGUUGUGGUACCGUGCGCCCGAUGUGCUCUUGGGGUCAAGAACGUACAGCACGUCGAUUGAUGUGUGGUCGUGCGGGUGCAUCUUUGCAGAGAUGAUCCAGGGCGUGCCGCUAUUCCGAGGACGAGACAACCAAGACCAGCUCCUACACAUCAUGCGCAUCAUUGGGACCCCGUCGCACGAGCAGCUGCAGAAGAUGCAGAAAGAUUCGCCCGAGAUUCAGCUGAAGACCUUCCCCCGCUAUCCCAAGCUUCCCUUCCAACAAUUUGUGCCCAAAGCUUCCCCAGAAGGUGCGCUUUCUCCCGCCUUCGAUAGUCGUGCACCUAACCCCUCCCAAGCAAUCGACCUCCUGGAGCGUCUCCUCAAGUUUGAUCCCGCCGAGCGCAUCACCGCCGCCGACGCCCUCAGCCACCCCUACUUCACCAACGUCCAAGCGCCCGCCCAGUUCGCGCCCGCGGGCUCGAUGGCGCCGCCCGCCUUCGCCUACCCGCAUCCGCACCCGCAAAUGCGGCCCCAGCAGCAGCACCAGUACGGCCAGCCGUUCGCGGUGCCAGCGCAGCAGGUGCCGGUGCAUCCUCAGCAUGUUGCCGCAGCGCAGGCGCAGAUGCAGGCUCAGGCUCAGGCGGCGCAGCAGUACCAGGGCAUGCCGUAUGGUGCGUACCAUAGGUGAAGGGGGUGUAACGGUGAAGGGGUAGGGUGUUGAUGAAGGAAUAUCCGUCCGGAAAGGGAUACCCACGACGUCGGACAUAAUGGCUUCAUAGAUUGCAAGGACCGGCAGGACGGGGAUCCUUGUGUUGCUCUGUUUGCUCUCUUUUAUUUCUUGGCUCGUAUUCUCUUUUGCAACGUGUUGACUACCAUGGCCGCUGUAUCCUAGUACAUCAGAGGAUCGUAUAUGUAUUUGUUCAACAUGG
This is a messenger RNA of Schizophyllum commune H4-8, 1674 nucleotides long. Its product is annotated as Pkinase-domain-containing protein. Gene Ontology annotation, biological process: protein phosphorylation. The transcript has 6 exons. Gene Ontology annotation, cellular component: nucleus; cytoplasm. Lineage: Eukaryota; Fungi; Basidiomycota; Agaricomycetes; Agaricales; Schizophyllaceae. Bases 246 to 1433 code for a protein of 395 amino acids. Gene Ontology annotation, molecular function: cyclin-dependent protein serine/threonine kinase activity; ATP binding. The record is from RefSeq and is a predicted model, not a curated record.